GGAGUGCGCUGACGGGCGCUGCUCCGCAUUGCAUGACAGCUCCUUCCCCCGGCGCGCAGCCCCCGCCGUGAGGCUCUCCCGCCUGUGCAGCCCGUACCGGGGCAGAGACGCCCCCUCCCCGGUUUCUUGCCGGGUCUUUUCCUCACCUUAUCCCUUCCCCAGCCACCCCUGCCCGUGACCUUGCCAUCGGGCAGCUCCAGAGUAAGAGCAAAGGCUUACUAACAGUGGUAACAGUGCUGGAUCGGGGAGCUACCUUGGGAUGAAUUAGCCAGGGAAUCACGGAGAAAUAUCUCUCCUAGGAAGGAGAGAGGAAACCCCCUCCCACUCGCAGGGGGGAGAAAGAAAGGAGAAAGAAAAAGAGGAUUUAAAGAGCAUCUUUAUCCCCUUUGUUGAAUGAGAAGGACAGAGGAGGACCAGCAAGAUGAGCACUAGCAACAGUUCUGCCCUGCGCGGUCCUGCUCCGUGGGGCUGGGGGGGCAGGAGGUGACCCUCCUCAUGUCACCGCUCUCCUGUCUGCCUCGGUGCCGUCUGCAUCACCUCCGCGUCCUCAGAGGAUGAAGAAGGUGGAGCAAGUUCCCUAUCAGCAAAACCCGUAUACCCCUGGGAGCAGCUCCACUGUUAUCCAGUGCUAUCGCUGCGGAGACACGUGCAAGGGGGAGGUGGUACGCGUCCAGAGCAAUCACUUCCACAUCAGGUGCUUCACCUGCCAAGUGUGUGGCUGCGACCUGGCCCAGUCGGGCUUCUUCUUUAAGAACCAGGAGUACAUCUGCACCCAUGACUACCAGCAGCUCUAUGGGACCCGCUGUGACAGCUGUGGGGACUUCAUCACCGGGGAGGUCAUCUCUGCCCUGGGAAGGACGUACCACCCCAAGUGCUUCGUAUGCAGCACGUGCAGGAAGCCAUUCCCCAUAGGAGACAAAGUCACAUUCAGUGGGAAGGACUGCGUCUGCCAAAACUGCUCCCAUUCUCUGAUCAGCACCAAACCUAUCAAGAUCCACGGGCCCAGCCACUGCGCAGGCUGCAAGGAGGAGAUCAAGCAAGGACAGUCUCUCCUGGCCCUGGAGAAGCAGUGGCACGUCAGCUGCUUCAAGUGCCAAACGUGUGGGAUCAUCCUCACCGGAGAGUACAUCAGCAAGGAUGGUGUCCCAUACUGCGAGUCCGACUACCAUGCCCAGUUCGGCAUUAAGUGCGAGACCUGUGACCGGUACAUCAGCGGCAGGGUCCUGGAGGCAGGAGGGAAGCACUACCACCCCACCUGCGCCCGGUGCGUCCGCUGCCACCAGAUGUUCACGGAAGGAGAGGAGAUGUACCUUACAGGCUCUGAAGUGUGGCAUCCAAUCUGCAAGCAGGCAGCGAGAGCAGAGAAGAAACUGAAGCACAGAAGAACAUCAGAAACCUCCAUCUCCCCCCCUGGCUCCAGCAUCGGCUCCCCAAACCGAGUCAUCUGCGCUAAAGUGGAUAAUGAGAUCCUUAAUUACAAAGACCUGGCAGCUCUUCCCAAGAUUAAAGCCAUCUAUGAAGUGCAGCGUCCUGACCUCAUUUCGUAUGAGCCCUAUCACAGAUACACAUCGGAUGAAACGCUGGAGAGAUAUAGCUAUGGGGAGUCCCUGGGAGCCCUGUCCCCUUACUCGCAGGACAUCUACGAAAGCAUUGACAUCCGGCAGAGGCGAGCCUCCAGCCCUGGCUACAUCGACUCUCCUACCUACAGUCGCCAGGGCAUGUCGCCCACCAUCCCAAGAUCCCCGCACCAUUUCUACCGCUCAGGCACAGAAAGCGGGCGCAGCUCCCCCUACUAUAGCCAGUUAGAUGUGAGGUCAUCUACUCCAACCUCAUACCAAGCGCCCAAGCAUUUCCACAUUCCAGCUGCCGGCGAGAGUAACAUCUACCGGAAGCCCCCCAUCUAUAAACGACACGCCACAAAAAGCAAAACCAGCGAAGACAUCGCACAGUCAUCCAAGUACAGCCCUGUCUACUCCCCGGACCCCUACUACCACUCGGAGUCAGAGUACUGGUCCUUUCAAGGGUCCCCCAAAGCGCCUCGGGCCCGGAGGUUCUCAUCAGGAGGCGAGGAGGACGGGUACGAGCGGGGGAUGCACAAGAUCCAGAGCGGCAUCGGCAGGCUGAUCCUGAGGGAGGAGAUGAAGGCCCGGUCCAACUCUUACACAGACCCCUGGACGCCUCCUCGCAGCUCAGCCAGCAGCAGGGAAGCCCUUCAUACGGCUGGCUACGAGGGCUCCCUGAACGGCUCUCCCCGGACACACUACCUGGCUGACAGUGAUCCCCUCAUUUCUAAGUCGGCCUCCCUCCCUGCCUACAGGAGGAACGGGCUGCACAGGCCUCCCAGUGCUGAGCUUUUCCACUACGACAGCACGAAUGCCGUCAACUGGGGGAUGCGAGAGUACAAGAUAUACCCCUAUGAGCUGCUCCUGGUAAAGACAAGAGGAAGGAACCAGCUACCCAAAGAUGUGGACAGGACUCGGUUAGAGCGCCACCUCUCCCAGGAGGAGUUCUACCAGAUCUUCGGCAUGACCAUCGCUGAAUUUGACCGCCUGGCCCUGUGGAAGAGGAACGAGCUGAAGAAGCAGGCCCGGCUGUUUUAAAUGCAGUGCACUAUAAAUAUAUACAUACCUAUAAAUAUAUACAUAGAAAGAUCUCUAUAUUGCAGCUCUGUAUGAUUCUCAAUGCUGGAUGUGACAGGGGCGCCCUCUGUACCCCUGAGAGUGAAUUGGAGUGUCACAGAUAAUUUUAUGCUCUUUGAAUCUUUUUCUUUCUCACCCCAAAACACC
Molecule: messenger RNA, 2786 nt
Organism: Struthio camelus australis
Lineage: Eukaryota; Metazoa; Chordata; Aves; Struthioniformes; Struthionidae
Source: RefSeq, a predicted model, not a curated record